AUGGCGUGGAAAACAUUUUUACCAUCAUCACCAUCGACGAGCAGUGGAGUGAGAAAAGAAGGAGAUGAAAGCCAUAUGUUGUGUUUAUUACCUCAGGAAAUUUUAGAGCUGAUAGAGUCCUAUCUAUUUAUAGGAGAUCGAUUAGCCUUCAAGGCCACAUGUCAAGCCACGAAGUUGCUCCAAAAUCCUCCUUUGACAUAUGAAAAGUCGAAACAUUGUCCGUACUUCUCCUGUCCGAAAUUAAUAUUACGUCGCAAUGAUGAUGAUGUUCAACUGUUCGAUUUCGCCUACAAUUCCUUGUACGUCUCGGAAAUCCCAGAGUUUAAGGAUGCAGAAAUACGGUGCUCCAAGUACGGAUGGUUGUUAAUGUCCAACGGGAACUCGAAAAGUUUGUUCUUGUUCAACCCUUUUACAAAUCAAAAAAGGAUCGACAUUCCUUGGAUAACUUUGGACCACGUUACAGCAAUGAGUUUUGACUUCCCACCCACGAGUUCGAGUUGGUCUGUGUUUGGAGUUUUUUAUCAUGAAGAGGGUGAGCUUGCAGGACUUAUCAGUGUUGCAAACGUCAAGAGUGGAAAACGAAGCCAAAACUGGAGAGUGCGUAACAUAUUUAAAAAGCCAGAUAAUUUUCAAGUUUCUACCGGUGCCCUAGUUUCCCACAAUGACCGAUACUACUUCUUGGAUGUGAAGGGGCGUGUAGCCCUUUUCGAUCCUGAACACCGUAGACAAUACUUUUAUUCCCAACCUAUUGGAUUUCGAGACGUGAAUUCGGAAAACGUAAAUCAGAGCUUUCUAGUGGCGGGAUUAGAUGGAGGAGAUGUUUUUGCGGUAAUUGUUAGCCAUGAUGCUACAAAAGUCUCGGUUUACAAGUUAAACCCUGGUAACAAGAGAUGGGUUCGAGUUGAAAGUCUGGAGAAUAUAAUGGUGUUUGUUAGUGUGACUUCGUCUUUUUGGGCUAAAGCUGCCGAAAAAUGGAUGGGUAAUAAGAUAUACUUUCCAAAAUUUCAUGGCGAAAAUGGCAUAUUUUAUUCUCUCACCACCCAGAAGUAUCACUCGUAUGACGGUCGAUUUAGUACUCAAGAACCUAGUCAAUUGAUAGAUAUGGACUCUGCAACUUGGAUCCAACCAUAUCUUUAG
Molecule: messenger RNA, 1137 nt
Organism: Oldenlandia corymbosa var. corymbosa
Lineage: Eukaryota; Viridiplantae; Streptophyta; Magnoliopsida; Gentianales; Rubiaceae
Source: the annotation of a GenBank genome assembly